Molecule: messenger RNA, 989 nt
Organism: Engraulis encrasicolus (European anchovy)
Lineage: Eukaryota; Metazoa; Chordata; Actinopteri; Clupeiformes; Engraulidae
Product: troponin C, slow skeletal and cardiac muscles-like
Exons: 6
Coding region: 346-831 (161 amino acids)
Cellular component (GO): myosin II complex
Molecular function (GO): calcium ion binding
Source: RefSeq, a predicted model, not a curated record
AUGAAGUCACAGAAUCGGACAGAGUUGUGUUCUACUCCAUGGAACUCAGCAAUAGAUUUUAAACAAGAGUUAGGCCACGCUCACGCGCAUGACUAUGAAUCUAUCACUACUUUUCAUGUCUCACCUAGAAGAUGUUGGCAACUAGUGAACAAGUUAAAAGGAAUGACAAGAAUCCCACACAAUUCACAUGGGACAAAUAAAGUGAUCAUAGUCCCAGCCUGAGAGGGCCCUUCCCUAAGUGGUGCUGAAUAAAACCCACAGUUGUUGGUCUGAGAGAGAUAGGCUACAGAGAGAUAGGCUACAGAGAGAGAGAGAGAGGCUACACACACCCAUCCAGGCACCAGCAUGGAUGACAUCUACAAGGCAGCGGUGGAACAACUCACAGAGGAACAAAAAAGUGAGUUCAAAGCAGCCUUUGACAUCUUCGUGCAAGAUGCGGAGGACGGCUGCAUCAGCACCAAGGAGCUGGGGAAGGUGAUGAGGAUGCUGGGUCAGAACCCCACCCCAGAGGAGCUGCAGGAGAUCAUCGAUGAGGUGGACGAAGAUGGUAGUGGCACUGUGGACUUUGACGAGUUCCUAGUGAUGAUGGUGAGGUGUAUGAAGGACGACAGCAAGAACAAAUCAGAGGAGGAGCUGGCAGAGAUCUUCAGGAUGUUUGACAAAAAUGGGGACGGCUACAUUGACCUGGAGGAGCUGAGGGCUAUGAUGGAGUCCACAGGGGAGGCCAUCACUGAGGAGGACGUGGAGGAACUCAUGAAGGAUGGAGACAGGAACAGUGACGGCAAGAUCGACUAUGAUGAAUUUAUGGAGUUCAUGAAAGGAGUGGAGUAGAUGGAGAGUCAUCACAACAUUCAAUUGGUUUACAUUUUACUUAUCAGUUUUUAACUGGCAGUUUUGUAGCAUGGCUUAUUUUCCCGAAAGGGUGGUCAUCUUCAGGCUUGGACCCCUGAAUGCAGCUACAAACCCCAACUCCGGUGAAGUUGGGACGU